Cloeon dipterum is the source of this 843-nucleotide messenger RNA. RefSeq names its product immune deficiency (gene imd). The record is from RefSeq and is a predicted model, not a curated record. The coding region runs from base 158 to 766 and encodes 202 amino acids. Gene Ontology annotation, molecular function: protein binding. The transcript has 5 exons. NCBI's taxonomy places the organism in Eukaryota, Metazoa, Arthropoda, Insecta, Ephemeroptera, Baetidae. Gene Ontology annotation, biological process: signal transduction.
AUUCGAAUGCGAUCUCUCCAGCGCCGCAAGGUCACCGCCAGCCGAGUGAGACAGGUGCUCUUCACGCCCACGCCCUAAAUAACCCCGUUCGCCGACACAAAAAAGUGUCAGACGCACACUGCUGGGCAGCACACCAGGAAAGAGAAUAAAAGAGGUCAUGACAGACGACUUCAACCGUGAUAUUGUUACCGAUGCUGGCCCCACACCAGAAACAUUAUCAACCCUGGUUGGCGCGAGAACAAACCAGCCUAACAAUUUCUUGGAAAAUCAGUCUGAAAAUACGCCUGGCAAUUCAUCUGUGAUAACUAGCUUUGUAAACAAUGCCGAGAGUUCUUAUGUCAAUAUUCAACACGCCUCCAAUUUUCAAAUGGGCAACAAUUUCUCAUUCAACUUCGUGAAGCCUGGCAAAAAGAAGCAAAAAAUCAAAUCACUGCAGAAAAUUGAAAAUUCCAGAUUACCAGCGAUACUGCAAAGGCCAGAUUUACGAGUGACGACUGGCAAAAUCAAAGACAUUAGAAUAGGCGAGCCGUGGCGUUUUGUGAUGAGACAUUUGGGACUGAGCAACCCCGAGAUUGAAAACAAAUAUGAAGAGUUUAUCAUAAAAGGGGGCAUUGAAGAGGUGAUUUACCAACUUUUGCGCACAUGGGUAGAAAAAAAUGGUUCUGAUGCAACAUUAGAUAAGCUCAGCAGAGCACUGUAUAUGGAGAACCAACAUGAUGCUUUGGAGAGACUUGGCCAAGUGUACUUUCUAAAUGAAUCUCAUUAAAUUUUUGCCAUAAGAUGACUUAUAUUGUACAGAUAUUUUUCUAAUAAAUUUUACAUUCGUAAACAGUCAUAAAAUCA